AUGACACGGCAAAAUAAACAAAUAAAUCAUUUAAGAAAGGCUCGUAAUUGUAAAUCUGAUACAAAAAAAAUAUUGGAAAUCACAAAUAUAGUUAAUGCAGUAAACAAUAAUGACCAUCAAGAUCAAGAAAUUAAAAUACAUGAAAAAAGGCUAGAAAUAAAGAGGAUUGAAUUAAUUGAUAAUAUUAAAUCUCUAUCUGAUGAUGAUAUAGUUGCUGCCUGUCAUCUUUUUAAAACUAUGACUUAUCCAAAGGGAAAUCGGGCAGGAAGAAUCCUGUCACCCUAUAUUGUAAAUAAGGUUAAAGAAUUUGUUAUUGAAGGAUUGUAUAAACAAAGCACUUCU
Entrophospora candida is the source of this 342-nucleotide messenger RNA. The record is from the annotation of a GenBank genome assembly. Lineage: Eukaryota; Fungi; Glomeromycota; Glomeromycetes; Entrophosporales; Entrophosporaceae.